Molecule: messenger RNA, 1227 nt
Organism: Hemisphaericaspora subhashii
Lineage: Eukaryota; Fungi; Ascomycota; Pichiomycetes; Serinales; Debaryomycetaceae
Exons: 1
Coding region: 1-1227 (408 amino acids)
Biological process (GO): RNA (guanine-N7)-methylation
Cellular component (GO): cytosol; tRNA methyltransferase complex; nucleus
Molecular function (GO): tRNA (guanine(46)-N7)-methyltransferase activity; protein binding
Source: RefSeq, a predicted model, not a curated record
AUGAAACAUCCAUAUCAAAUUCUCGCGACUAAUAAAGCAGGUACUCACCUCUUUGCAUCCGUUAAAAACGUCUUACAAGUAUUUGAUCUUUCCACCGGUCAUAAAAUCGGAGAAUGGAUCGAUUCAAUCCCAACUGAUCAAGUAACUCAUCAAAAUUCCCAAGUCAAAAUCUCCAAAAAGAAAGGUGAACCAAUCUUUUCACAACCUAUAUAUAACUAUAUCCGAGCAUUACGUUUAUCUUAUGAUGAGAAAUACAUAAUAGGAACAACAGAUAGUGAUAAAUCUGUAUUUAUUAUUCUGAUUGAUUUCACAAAUGAAACCAAUUGUUUAACAUUGAUGAAAAGACAACCAUUCCCCAAAAGACCAUGUUCGAUUUCUAUUGAUGACAAGAAUGCAAAUGUGGUGGUUGCUGACAAAUUCGGGGAUGUUUAUGUUAUUCCUAUAGAUAAUAAUGAACCUAUUGCUCAAAAAGAAUUAGAACCUGUAUUAGGACAUGUUUCUAUGUUGAGUGAUGUAUUGAUGACCAAAUAUAACAAUAAACAAUUUAUCAUAACUGCUGAUCGUGAUGAGCAUAUCAGAGUCUCAAACUAUCCCAAAAGUUAUGUAAUCAAGGAUUGGUUGUUUGGACAUGAAGAAUUUGUUUCUGAAUUAUAUAUUGACCAAAAUGAUGAUCCUUCAGUGUUAUAUAGUGGUGGUGGGGAUGAUUUUGUAUGUUUAUGGAAAUGGUAUGAUAAUAAAUUAUUAACUAAAGUUGAUCUUAGAUCUUUAAUUGAAGAAUAUUUACAUGAUGGUCAUUUACCUCCUGAAAGAUUCUUAACUGAUGACUCUAAAAAGGAAAUUUCAGUUGCUAAAUUAUUAACGGUUAAAACUGAAAGGAAUCAUUUAUUAAUUGUAUUGGUUGAGAAUACUCGUUGUUUAUUGACAUUUACUAUUAGUGAAGACUAUACUGUUGUUCAACAUAAGCAAACUAUUGCAGUUGAAAAUUCAAUUAUUGAUAUCUGUGUUGAUCCAACCAAUAAGAAAAUCAUUGCGUCAUUGGAUACUGAAAAUCAAGAUGAACUCUUACAAAUCUUAUCAUUCGAUGAUCAAGAUCAAUUGGCAGUUGAUUCUCAAUAUCAAAAACAAAUUAUAGAGAUAGCCAAUGCCAAUCCAUGUGAUGUUGAAAAUAGACUGGAAUUCCAUCAAUUGUAUUAUAUCAACAGUUUAAGAAAGAGAAGUGAACACUAA